AUGUUGUCCAAACAUUUUUCAGUGUUUUUAUUUUUCAUUGUUACUGCCUUUUCCUCUUCUGUCAGAGCCGAUGGCUUUUGCACGGAGGCGGAAUUGGACGCACUUGGUUUCAAGUUGGCACCCGUGACCGAUGAGUCCUUACGCAGGCUUUGCGCGUCCACUAACGCCAUCAGGAAGGUCAUGAAAUCCAAUAUUGCUAAGACUGGUGAUUCUCACCGCACUUAUUUGGCUAACAGGAUAGCUGCUGCGUUGACUAAGGCCAACAUUACCGGAGCCGGCGUACCAUGUUUGAAAUGCUUCGCUGCUUCAGGCCAAUGCGUCUUGCUGAACUGCAAAGCACAAUGCCUUACCGACGAGUACAGCAAGGCUUGCGUUAGGUGCAUCGACGAACACUGCCAUGGAAAGUUCGUCGCCUGCGUUGGCAUGGAAACUAUCAACCCCGCCGAUCACAAAGAUGUGCUGUCAAAGUGCAAAGCAUAA
Babesia sp. Xinjiang is the source of this 480-nucleotide messenger RNA. RefSeq lists its product as uncharacterized. The transcript has a single exon. The coding region runs from base 1 to 480 and encodes 159 amino acids. NCBI's taxonomy places the organism in Eukaryota, Apicomplexa, Aconoidasida, Piroplasmida, Babesiidae. The record is from RefSeq and is a predicted model, not a curated record.